CCCCUUUCAAUAGCAUGACUGCUCUCUCUCUAACUUCCUCUCAAAAAAGUAUCAUGGAUCUGAAGGACUACUUUAGAAGGAUUGGGUUCAGUGGCCGGUAUGAGAAACCUGACCUGGCCACGCUCUCCACCGUGCACAAGCUGCAUGUGCUGAGCAUUCCCUUUGAAAAUCUCAGCAUCCACUGUGGAGAGAAGAUCACUAUGGACCUGCAAGUCAUAUAUGACAAAAUUGUUCACAGCCACCGUGGAGGAUGGUGCUGUGAGAACAACUUCCUCUUCUCCUGGGUUCUGAGAGAGAUGGGCUACAAAUACACUACACUGAGCUCCAAGGUCUUCAACUUGGUUAAGAACGAAUUCAAUCCCAAGGACACACAUCUCAUCAACCUGGUCGAGAUUGACGGCAAGCCUUACAUUUCUGAUGUGAGUUUUGGCGUGUGGGGCCAACUCUGGCACCCAAUAGAAAUGAUCGCAGGCAAGGACCAACCGCAGCCUGCAGGGGUGUUCUGCCUACUGAAUGACGGUGAGAGGUGGACCCUGGAGAAGACGGGGAGGAAACCGCUGGUCCUGAACGAGGCUUUUGCCAACUGCAGCCUUGUCAACAAGUGCCUGACGAAGACCAUGUACAGCUUCACGUUAACGCCACGCAGGCAUGACUAUUUUCUGGAGACAGUUGAAUACCUGCAGACCAGUCCUGAGUCUUUGUUCACCAAGAAAUCCAUCUGUUCUUUACAGUGUCCCACAGGCUUCAGAGCUUUGAUUGGUUGGACCUACUGUGAGGUCACAUUCAAGCCAGAAGAUGAUGUGGACAUCAUUGAUAUGAAGGACAUACCAGAUGGUGAGGUGGAGAUUGUACUAAGGGAAAAGUUUAAUAUUACUUUACUAAAUAAUCUGACACCUAAAAACCAGAUAGCUGCCUACAAUAUAUAGGAAAUAAGAGUGGGUUACAUAUGCUGGUGAUAUGAAGGACAUACCAGAUGGUGAAAUUAAAGGAAAGGUUUAACACUACUUUGGUAACUAAACCAUCACCCAAACAACCAAAUAUAGGAAAUGAAUGGGGUUUAUAUGUAGUGUUGUGCUUAUUUUUUUAAUCAGAUAUUUCUAGCUAAUCUAAACUGGACAUUUAAUUAAUUAGUGUAUUGUACUUUAUUUUGUAUUAACUGCAUAAUAUGCAAUUACAUUUUGUUUUCUUUUCUUGGCGAUGAGGUUUUCAGUCUAACCAUUACAAAGUUACAAAGUUUUAUUUGUCACGUACAUAGUCAUACAUGGUAGAGCUUGUGACUGCUCUGUCUGAGCUGAGGGGAUACAGUAUAUGCAUAAUAUAAUAUGAGU
Molecule: messenger RNA, 1328 nt
Organism: Electrophorus electricus (electric eel)
Lineage: Eukaryota; Metazoa; Chordata; Actinopteri; Gymnotiformes; Gymnotidae
Product: arylamine N-acetyltransferase, pineal gland isozyme NAT-10-like
Molecular function (GO): arylamine N-acetyltransferase activity
Source: RefSeq, a predicted model, not a curated record